UCGGGAUCCAGUUUGUGCAUGUGUGUGUUUUUUAACCGAAGCAAGCAGUGCAGCAGCCUGCUCACACAAGUGAGUGUCUUCCAGAAAAAGACAGACACACUGCACAGGUGAAAAAAGGAGAGAAGAAGAGAGGGACUAGAGCACUGAGACCAGCUUAAAACCAAGAUGUCUACUUUGUUCAUGACAAACAGCAUGGUAGGCAAGGCCCGCUCCUCAAACUUCACCCUGUCUGAGAAACUGGAUCUUCUGCGGCUGGUACAGCCUCACAUACGCAUUUUGGAGGUGCACACCAACAAGCAUUCAGUGAUUGUGGAUAAGAACCGGUGCUGGGACAGCAUAGCCGAGCGCUAUAACAGUUUAGGAGGUGAGAGGCCCACCAGAACGGCUCAGGGCCUUCGGACCCUCUAUAAACGACUUAAAGAAAGUGCCAAACAGGAAGUUCUUCAGCGAAGCCAUUCCCAGCCUGAGUACCGGGGCAGCAUCUCAGAGCCCACCAAACGCAUCAUGGAAAUGAUUCCACAACUGUUUCAUGUGGGAGACAAAGAGCAGAGUGCACUCCACAGGCUUCAUUUCAAGAGGAACUCUCCAUUAGAGCAGCCAGGUAGCAGUCUGUCCCUCCCUGUCAUGUCAGACUAUCCACCUGUUUCGGCUGUGAGGGUGGAGUCAGAGGACAUGAAACCGCCUCCUGAUAUCCACCUUUUUACAUCUCAUGGUUCCCCUGUUACUAUCACCACCCCAAGCAGUCAGGCCCACCAUGGACAGAAUGACAAGGACAAUGAGGUGGUGGAAGAGGAGGAAGAUGAGGAGGAAGUAGUCUCCCACGUGUACGCAGCCUCCCUCUCUCCAUGUCCUUCCUCUGUACACCUCUCACCUUCACCAUCAGCAUCCGCCCCAAGGAGGAGUCUGUAUCAGAUGGUCAGCUCGGCUUUCAAAAAUCCCAUUUUUGAGGCAGAAACAUUGCAGAUGAUGCGAGAGGAACAUGAGCUGCUUCUGGCCAAUCACAGAAAACUUGGAUUGUAUCUGGAGGAGAAGAGGGAGGGGCUUAAAAGAAAGCAACAUUUGGAAGAGGAGCUACUCAGGUCAAAGGUCAAAGUGGAGAAACUGAGGGCAGCCAGGCUCCGCCAUGGGUUGCCAUUGAUGUGACACGUAGUGUUGCGUCUAAAAAAGUUGCAUAAAGGGAACUUCGGCACAGUUGUGUGGCUGAUCUGAUGAAAUUUGAAAUUUUUUGUUUGUACAGUCUGAGCUUGUUGAAAUGUUUGUACAGUUUUUUUUUAUUUUUAUUUUUAUUUUUUUUUUACAGUUUUUAUUCUACUGACAUUUUUACAAGCAACACUGGUUACACUUACAAAAAGGUUGUAUUUGUUCACAAUAGUUAACUACAAAAGUUAACAAACUAACAAUUAACAAUACUUUUUCAGCACUUAAUCUUGGUUAAUGUUAAUUUCAAAAUAUACUAGUACAUUUUUAACAUUUAAAGUUAGUUAAUGCAGUAUGAACUAACAUGAACAAUGAACAAUUGUAAAUGUAUAAAAUAACAGCAUCAACUAAGAUAUCCUGUAAAAAAAAAAUGUCAUUGUUAGUUCAUGAUACCUAAUGCAUUUACUAAUGUUAACAAAUAAAACCUUACUGUAAAGUGUUACAGAAUUUUUUUUUUUUUUUUUCAUGUCUGUAGCAGGAAUGAAAGUUGUUGUGUGUGAAUGCCUGAAAGAGGUUUUAUUUUGUAUGCACUUACUAAUAAAAUUGUAGUUGCUUUAAUCUGUGUUUUGAGUGUAUCUUUUUUAUUAUUUCUUGUCAGGAGCAUAGAAUGAAGAUCUUCUCACUCUCAAGCUGUUUGUGUAGACUUCAUUUUAUGUUUGUACAGUGUGAUGUGUUUACUGAAUCUAAUGUGAAAUUCUUGCAAAUUAAUUCAUGUGAAUUCUUUUUUAUGCUACAGUUUGACACCUGGCCAUUAAUUUUUGUAGUUUAUCUGACACAGUAAAAAAACAAUACCAGGAAUGAAACAUGUGUUGAAA
Messenger RNA from Myxocyprinus asiaticus (Chinese sucker), 2012 nucleotides. RefSeq names its product fibrinogen silencer-binding protein-like. The transcript is spliced from 2 exons. Lineage: Eukaryota; Metazoa; Chordata; Actinopteri; Cypriniformes; Catostomidae. The record is from RefSeq and is a predicted model, not a curated record. The coding region runs from base 166 to 1143 and encodes 325 amino acids.